GGGGCGGGGCGCACUCGAGUUGGAGUGUAGUGGUGGCUGGAUUCCAACGUCUUCUGUCUCUGUCUUUGACCUCGACCGCGGUCAGUUGCGUUGCGCUCACUCCUCUCUCCCCCCGGACUGCUUUCUCCGUGGAGGACUCGCGAGGAGUGCACUCAUCUCAUCUGGCGCCGGGGAUCGACGGCGGUGGAGCGGAAUGAUGGCGGGUUUCUUGGUGGAGACCCCCAUUUUUUUUUUCUUGUCCUUGUCGCGUUGGCCACCUUUCCACCACCGUGAUGUGAUCAUUGGCCUCCGGGCCAGGGCAAGUGCGCGCGCGUCCCCGUCGCGGCGCCCGCGGUCUUGCCAUCCCGGCGACUUCUCUCCUCCCCUUGCGGCGGUGGGAGCUUCGGAAGCGUCGCUUUUUCCCCCUUCUUGGUGGUGGGAGAGAGGGAGAUAUCAGAUACCUGGACCAGUGGCGGGCUUCCAAGUCCAGCAUCCAACUGACAUUAUCUUCUUCCUCCUAAACCCUCAUCUUUAUAAGGUCAAACAAAAAAUCCCCCUUUGUCCAAAUGGAUUUUAGGGCGCGUCGCCAUCCCCAUCCUCUCUCUGAUUACCCGGCCAAUCGCCAUGCUCAGGUCAGGCUGAUCUCCUAUUCUUAAUUUGAGAUCAGUCAAGGUGUCUGUCCCCCUGGGGUUCAGCGGCACGACGUGCAUUUCUUGUUUCCAUUGGAUGGAAACUGCUUCUCACUGGCUGAGGGGGACAGUUGUGCCGGCGUGAUUGGAUCAUCGGAACUCGCUGGAUCGGUGCGGGCUCUCCGCUCGACAAGGACCGCCAUGCGCCCACCAGGUGUUCGACCGAAUGCCUACGAGACUUCUGGCGGUGGCUAUGCACACUAUGGGUGCGCUAGCCUACACUUCUGUGUUCCCCUGCCCAUUUUGUCUGCCAACUAGCCCAUUCUUCGGGUGGGGGUGUAGCCUUUAUGUCACCAGUAGAAUGUUUUCAAGAACUUAAUUCAGAUCCUCAAGAGGGAAAAAAUAUACUAAAUCCUAAUAAGGGCUUGGUUAACGGAUGCCUCACCAACUUAACUUUUAGAUUAACAGGGAUUUAUUUACCUGAGCUUAAGUGCUCUAAGGCUUUAUAAGCUGGAUCCCUUUACACUUGCAUCUUCAUCGUAACGCGUAAAGGUAACCGGCUCCACUUGGUCUUCCUUAAUUAUCUGAUCCUGGAAAGCCCUAAAGGUAGCCCAAUUUGUUGGUGACAGCAGAAACGAUCAUCGUCUAGAUUUUCCUACGAUGCUGCUUGCGAGGUAGUGCGUGCUUGUUAACUUGUUAUCUGGGAAUUCAACAACCUAUUCAGCUUCCUAGUUGUCUAGUGUUAGUUCUAAGGGCACUGUAUUUUUCUAUGCUACUGAUUGCAACCUACAUGCUACAGUCGCCUCAUGCAUGCUUUGAUCAUUGUCUUCCUUUUCUGCGUCUUGAUUUCUUGUGUUUGCGCGUGAUCGUUCUCAUUGCAUGAUGGCAAAAGCUAACCGUGCAGUUGCAGUGUUUCAUUGUGUGAAUGAGUUUACCUUGUGAAGGGCACCCAUAUAAUGAAAAACCCUCCAAAUUCGGUUAAAUUUUAGCUCAUGUUACAUUGUCAAGACAAUAGUCAAGUGAUCGAUUGCAAAGUAGUUGAAGUCUGUGCUUAACAUCUUCUGACAAGCUAAGCUCAGCUAUCUUCCGAACUCCAUUUCAAGAAUAAUCACUUUGGUGAAAUCUAAAUGAACUCUAGAAACUCUUGCAAAUAAAAAAAUUGUAUCUAAUUCUCAUGUUGCUCUGCACCUCUGUAAAAUUCUAUAGUAUUUUGCCAUCCCUAUAUGAUAUACAUAACUUGGUUUUAGUGCUGCAUGUAGUAAUAAAACAUAUUUUCUCUAAUUUGUUCAAAAGUUCCAUAACCAUUUAGUGUCUAGUUACUCUUAAGUACUUUUUGAAAGAAAAGCAGCUCAACUUCUUUCCCUUUUUACUCAAAAUGGUUUGCUUUCAACAUAUAGAAGAACUCGUAAUAUUCUCAGUCAAUUUUCCUCUCUGAUUGUGUGCAUAGAUUUUAAUAUAUCUGGCAUAAGGCUUUCAGAGUUAAAAUCUAGCAUUUAUAGGAAACCAAAUGUUGCCAAGGAUAUCCUCAACUUUACCACACAAAAAAAAUCCUCCAUGCAUAUCCAUUCUUUGUACUAUACAAAAUGCAUCUUGCAACAUCGUCCUUUAGGCCAGUUGAUAAGCCUGACUUUGGAAACUAGACGGCUUUGGUAGCUAUCUAUCUGUGCUGGCACAUCGACAGAUCCAAAGCAGUUCAAUUGAACAGCUUAGGAUGUAUGGACUUCUCAGCAUUUCCUAGGAAAACCUGGUUGUUCGGGCGCUUCCAGAUAUUCCAGGUGAUCGCUGUAGCUGCUGUGUGGCACCUGACAGAAGUUGGGGAAAUCUGUUUGAGAAAGUUCCCUUACUUUGCUUGCCUGAUGAAGGUUCAGGAGUUCAUGAAGAAACCAGAGGAAGAUUACUAUUUAGCCGGCCAUAACUGCAACAAAUGUGCAAAGCUUAAACUGGUAGUACGCUGUGCAGCCAAUUAUUGAGGCAGCCCGGUGCACGUAGCUCCCGCUUGCGCAGGGCAUGAGUCCGACAACUUUGGAUGGAAGAUUGACGGUCGGUGAAGCAUGCUGGAUUUUUUUUCCCGAAGUGGAGAAAUACGAUGAAUUCUCACGUCAAGGGGUGUGUUUGGACCAAUAACAGCUUAUACAAGGAUAUCUCCAUCUUCCCCGUAAUCAGCCUGUCCAUCAACAGUUAAAAAGCUGCAUAUCAUCGAACAAGGCCGGAGGAAGCAAGACAAGCUAUUCUCUACAGCUACAGCUAUGGUUUCUCUGGUUUUGCGGCAGUGCUCAAUUCAACGCAAGCCACCACAUUGUCGGAAACAGAAGCGGUCAUAUCAGUAUUCAGGAGCAGGAUGCUGCAGCUCCAUACAACAAGGAGCUGGGAUUUCAUGGGCCUCAGCCUGCAUUCGCAUAUGGAGCAACCAUCCUCCCAAAUGCAUUUGAAGUACGGAGACGACGUAAUUGUCGGUAUCCUCGACACCGGUGUGUGGCCUGAAUCCGAGAGCUUCAGAGAUGACCCCCACCUAGGCCCCGUGCCGUCGUCAUGGCGCGGCACGUGCGUCGGAGGCCAGCAGUUCGACCCGGUCACCGCGUGCAACCGCAAGCUCAUUGGUGCGCGCUACUACCUCGCCGGCUUCGAGGCGGAGACCGGCCCGCUGAACACCAGCGGCGGCGCGGAGUACCGGUCGGCCCGGGACCGCGUGGGCCACGGCACGCACACGGCGUCCACGGCCGUGGGCGCCGUGUCCCCCAACGCGAGCUACUUCGGUGGGCUGGGCCGCGGCGCGGCACGCGGGGGCGCCCCCAGGGCGCGGCUGGCGGUGUACAAGGUGUGCUGGUUCAAGGACCUGACGGGCCGGUGCAACGACGCCGACAUCCUGGCGGCGUUCAACGACGCGCUGCACGACGGCGUGCACGUCAUCUCGGCGUCCCUCGGGUCGCCGCCGCCGCUGUCGCCGCUGUUCGCGACGAGCACCGAGGUCGGGUCGUUCCACGCCAUGCAGCUCGGGGUGUCCACGGUGUUCUCGGCGGGCAACGACGGGCCCGACGCGGCCAUGGUGCAGAACGUGUCGCCGUGGGGUGUCACCGUCGCCGCCAGCACCAUCGACCGGAGGUUCCCGACGGUGAUCGCGCUCGGGAGCAAUGCCUCCUUCGUGGGAGAGGGCUUCAUUGUGAAGGACAUGAAAAUGCCUUUAGUAGAGAGCACUAGCGUCUUUGCCGAUGGGACGUGCUCCCUGGACCAGCUGGUGAACCGCACGGCGGCGUCUGGGAAGAUCGUCUUGUGCUUCUCCACGAUGGGGAUGGUGUCUGGCGAGGGCGCGGCGCUGGCGGUGUAUGCCGGCGGUGGCUCCGGCGUGAUCUUCGCGGACUCCAGCUCCCGGCGGUCCAACCAGGACAACUUCCUGCCCACCGUCCACGUCAACCUGCGCCAGGGCACCCAGAUCCUCAACUACAUCCAGAGCCGUUCAAGGCCACGGCCGACCGUGCACAUCUCGCCGAGCAGGACCGUCGUCGACAAGACGCCGGCGCCGGCCAUCGCCUACUUCUCCUCCAGAGGGCCCAGCUCCAUUUCUCCAAACAUUCUCAAGCCUGACGUCACCGCACCCGGGGUGAACAUCCUGGCGGCGUGGCCGCCCAAGUCGUCGCCGACGAUGCUCCCUCUGGACAAGCGCUCCACGGAGUGGAACUUCGACACGGGCACGUCCAUGUCGUGCCCCCACGUCACCGGCAUCGUCGCCAUCCUCAGGUCCGUGCACCCGACCUGGUCACCGGCCGCAGUCAAGUCCGCCCUCAUGACCACGGCGUACGUGCACGACGACACGUCGGACGCCAUGCUGGCCGGUGGCACGCAGAAGGCCGCGGACGCCUUCGACACCGGCGCGGGGCACGUGGACCCGCUGCGGGCGCUGGACCCGGGGCUGGUGUACGACGCGGACGCGCGCGACCACGUGCGCUUCCUCUGCGGCCUCGGCUACACGGAGGCCCAGGUGCGGCAGAUGGUGCUCUCCUCCCCGGCGCUCGACACCAGCUGCGCCGGCGGCGCCAUUGGCGACGCCGACCUCAACUACCCGGCCAUCGUGCUCCCCGAGCUGCGGGCUGCGGCGACCGUGAAGCGGACGGUGACGAACGUGGGCCUCCAGAGGGAAACCGUGUACCACGCUACCGUCAUCAGCCCGCAGGGCGCGCACGUCGAGGUGUGGCCGCCAGCGCUGGCGUUCUCCUCGCGCUGCGCCAGGGCCGAGUACUACGUCACCGUCACGCCGGCGAAGCUCUCGCGCGGCCGGUACGACUUCGGCGAGAUCGUGUGGUCCGACGGCUACCACCGCGUCCGCACGCCGCUGGUCGUCAGGGUCACCAACCUGCCGGACGCCGGCGUCGGCGCUCAGCCCACGAAUCAGCACCGUGAUACUACUGAGUACUGACCCACAAGCUACCUAGUUACGGUUAUCUACAACCUGGCGGUGCACGGCUUCCGGGCUUCAGAUCAGCGCUUCCUUAGUGUGGAUUUGUGCAAUGUUUUCGAUUUCACUCGUUGGGACAACACAGUAGGUGUCAUUCGGUCAUGUUAAAGGAGCAUACAUUGUGGGUGCGACAAAUUUCAAAGUGAUACCAAGCAGCACAUGCAGGCUCAACGUUUGAUGAUUCA
Molecule: messenger RNA, 5240 nt
Organism: Triticum urartu
Lineage: Eukaryota; Viridiplantae; Streptophyta; Magnoliopsida; Poales; Poaceae
Gene: UNE17
Product: Subtilisin-like serine endopeptidase family protein
Biological process (GO): proteolysis
Molecular function (GO): serine-type endopeptidase activity
Source: RefSeq, a predicted model, not a curated record